AUGGCAACAAAAGGUGAAGUACAACGAAAGACUUCUAACGUCGAAAAGGGGAAGUGUGUGGAUGGUAACUGGGCUGCGGCACAUGUAUCCUACCGCACCAAUGAUUCCGCAUUCAUCUUCCCUAUUACCCCAAGCUCUCCAAUGGGAGAAGAGGUGGAUGCUUGGGCUGAACAACAUAAAAAGAACUUGUGGGGACAGGAAUUGAAAGUCGUCGAGAUGCAGAGUGAAGGUGGAGCUGCAGGUGCUCUACAUGGCGCCUUGGUCUCUGGCGCUUUGGCAACUACCUAUACGGCCAGUCAAGGAUUACUUUUAUUUAUUCCGAAUAUGUACAAGAUCGCUGGUGAGCUGCUGCCUACAGUAAUACACGUGGCCUCUCGUGCUCUUGCUGGGCAGGGUCUAUCAAUCUAUGGUGAUCAUAGUGAUACCAUGUUGGUGCGCGGUUGUGGUUGGUCGAUGAUGAGUUCCUUCUCGGUCCAAGAUGCCCACGACAUGGCUGCAAUUUGCCAAGUCGCUACUCUGAACUCUCGAGUGCCAUUUCUGCACUUUUUUGAUGGCUUCAGAACAAGUCAUGAGGUCAACAAGAUUCAGCUGAUUUCUGACGAGCAACUUUUGGAAUUGAUGCCGUUUGACAAGAUUGAGGAGCAUCGUCAGCGCGCUCUAUCUCCGAUGCACCCAAGUCAAAGGGGAACAGCACAAGCACCCGAUGUAUUCAUGCAAAUGGUGGAAAGCAGUAAUCAGUACUACGCUGAUGUUGAGGGUCACAUUGUGAAAGCAAUGGGUGAUUUUCACCGUGUAACGGGUCGAAAGUACGAACCAAUCGAGUACCGAUACUAUGGUACAACUGCACCAAGAGUCGCUCUGAUUUGCAUGGGUUCUGGUGUAGCUGUUAUUGACAGUACCUUGAAGCACCUGAAGAGCGAAUCUGCUUGCUUGAUUGGCAUUCGAAUGUUCCGUCCUUGGAACAGAAAACGAUUCUGCGAUUUGAUACCCAAGUCGGUCACGAGACUUGCUAUUCUUGAUCGUACUCGAGAGGGUGGUGCGCAGGGUGAGCCCUUGUAUCUCGAUGUUUGCACCUCCUUGAUGCAAGAGGGCAGAGGCAGCAUCUUUGUAGCAGGAGGACGAUACGGAUUAGGAUCAAAGGACUUCACUCCGCGAAUGGUUUCCUCCAUCAUCCAGAACAUGUUGCGCAAGGAUACCAAUGACGUCCAGCGACCAUUCACAGUUGGAAUCACUGAUGAUGUGACAAAUUUAUCACUUCCUCUCGGAAGAUCAUUGAAUGUGCUUGAUCCGAGUGUCACUCAAUGUGUGUUCUGGGGAUUUGGCAGUGAUGGAACUGUCGGUGCAAACAAGGAGGCUGUCAAAAUGAUUGGAAACUAUCAUGAGGAUAUGGAAGUCCAAGCAUACUUUGAAUACGAUUCCAAAAAAAGUAGUGGAUGGACCACUUCCCACCUUCGUUUCUCUUCCGAUGUUUCCAUUCAAGCUCCAUGGCGAGUUGAGGAAAAUGCUGCGGACUAUGUCGCCUGCCAUAAUGAGUCCUAUGUCCAAGCGAACAAGUUCGAUGUUAUCAAGUAUCUCAAACGAAGAGGUAAUUUUUUCCUCAACACGACAGCCGCUGCAAUUGAUGAUCCAGAGAAGAGACUUGAAGCACUGGAGCAUCUGGUAUCACCCAAGAUCCUUCGCAACAUUGCGAUGAGGAACAUCAGUCUCUACAUUAUGGAUGCAGUUGGACUUUCAAGAAAGUUUGGUUUGGCUGGACGUAUCAACAUGAUCUGCCAGGUCGUGUUUUUCCGACUCUCGAAUGUGAUUCCUCUGGAUGAUGCUGUUGCUCUCUUGAAGGCAACCAUUGUCAAGGCCUACUCUCAUAAAGGAGACGAUAUCGUGAAGAAGAAUAUCGACCUAUUGGAUGCGGUUGUCUCUGAUCCAAAUACCUUGAUUAAGGUUGAAGUUCCAGCCAGAUGGAAGAAACUUCAUGAGCACAAUGACAAGCCAUACGAAGAUCGUCACAAUAGGCUUCUUGAUGAUGAAAAGGUGCGCAAGUUCAUGGCUGAGAUCGUUGACCCUGUGUCUCGCCUUGAAGGAGACGACAUCCCAGUGUCCAAGUUCCUCGAAAACCAUCUUCUUGGUGGUGUCAUGAUUCCUGGUACAACCAAGUUCGAGAAACGAAACCCCAAUCCAAGUGGCAAAAUCCCGAAGUGGAACUUCGAUGAUUGUACUCAGUGCAAUGCUUGUAUCUUCAUAUGUCCUCACGCGGCAAUUAGGCCGUUCGUCGUGACAAAAGACGAGGCUUUGAACGCGCCCUUCCCCAAAGAGUUCGACACAAUUAAGGCAACUGGCGCUGAGUUUGGUGGAAAGAAGUAUGCGAUUCGGGUGUCGCCAUUGGAUUGCACAGGCUGCAAUGCUUGCGUGGAAGCUUGUCCCGAAACUCCCAAGGCACUUGAGAUGCAAAGCAUUGAGACCAACAAAGAAGCAAACGAAAAGAACUGGGAGUACGCUUAUGACUUGCCCGAACGUGGAGACCUAAUUGACAAGAAGACCGUCCGGGGAUCUCAAUUCCAGACACCAUUAAUGGAGUUCUCUGGAGCUUGCUCUGGUUGCGGUGAGACGCCUUACUUCAAACUUCUCACUCAGAUGUUCGGAGAACGCAUGGUCAUUGCAAACGCUACUGGUUGUAGUACAAUUUGGGGAGGUUCUUUCCCUUCGAAUCCAUACACAGUCUCGAAAAAAACAGGCCGUGGCCCAGCAUGGGCAAAUUCAUUGUUUGAGGACAAUGCAGAAUAUGGACUUGGAAUGUUCGUUGCCAUGCGUCACCGUCGAGAAAGAUUGAUAACCCUAGUCGAAGAUUACGUACACAGGAUGGAGUUGAAGGAUGCUUCUCAGAAGACCGAAACUGAAUCGAAACUCGUCCAUUACCUCAUGGAUUGGCUCGAAAUCAAGAACGACAAGUCCGAUAAGUGCACACAUCUAUUUGACAAAAUGAAACCACUCUUCGAGAAAAUCAUGGGAGAAGACAGCACCACUGGUGUUGCAAUUCCACUUAUCAAUAGGAUUUGGUCAGACCGCGACAUGUUCCCGAAGCUUUCGCAAUGGAUUGUUGGAGGAGAUGGUUGGGCGUAUGAUAUUGGCUUUGGUGGCCUUGAUCAUGUCGAAGCAUUUGAAUCCAACGAUGUCAACGUCUUGGUCGUCGAUACGGAGAUGUACAGCAACACUGGUGGCCAGUGUUCGAAAGCAACUCCUGCUGGUGCCUCUGCGAAGUUCGCUGUCGGAGGAAAGCAACAACGAAAGAAGAGCAUCGGAGAGAUCUUCAUGACUUACGAACAUGUGUAUGUUGCAAGUGUCUCCCUGGCGAAUCAAGCACAAGUACUCCAGGCCUUUAUUGAGGCAGAUAAACACGAUGGUCCAUCAUUCAUUGUCGCCUAUAGCCCUUGUGUCCAACAAGGUAUCCGCCCGCGUGGACUCGACGAUAUGGUUGAAGAAUCAAGAUUUGCAGUCGAUUCGGGAUAUUGGCCACUCUAUCGCUACAAUCCCGAAAUGAUAUUGGAAAGCAAGAAUCCAUUCAUUUUGGACAGCAAGAAGCUUCGUAAGGACGUUACGUCAUUCCUACAACGCGAGAGUCGAUUCAUCAACUUGAGGAAGAAGCAUCCAGAAGUUGCAGAAGGAUUGAUCAUGAAAAUGAAUAGUGAUGUGCACAAUCGUAUGGACCACUUAAACCAACUUGCAUCUGGAUACAAGGCUUUUGAUCACGAAGACGAUGCUUCUGUGAAGGUGCUCUUUGCAUCAGAAACAGGUACCGCUGCUCGCUUGGCAAGAGACUUUGCGGAUGCCUGUGUCUUGUCACACGUCGCAGAUGCCAUGGAUGAUGUCGACGUUGAUGACAUCGAUGGUGGCACAACGGUCUUCUUCAUCGCAACUUGCGGACAAGGAGCCAUGCCACAGAAUGCAAAAGCAUUCUACAAGCAGCUCUGCGCCCGAACCGACAAGUUCAAGGAGGGUACACAGUUUAUGGUGAUGGGGCUUGGAGACUCGUCAUACUACUUCUUCUGUGAAUCUGCCAAGCUUGUUGAAAAGAAAAUGAUCGAGCUUGGGGCAAAUAAGAUUGUUGAUCUCGGUCUUGGAGAUGAUUUUGCUGAGGAAGGCCUCGAAGGAGGACUUCACGAUUGGUUGGAUGAUGUUUGGCCCGCUCUUGAUGUGCCACCACCGGCCGAAGUUCCUCAUAUUACUCCUGUCAAGGUUGAAUACAGUCCAAAGGCCAUCAUCAAGCCAUCGGACGAAGAACGUGUUCUUCACAUGUACUACCAAUCCGAUGACAUCCAUGCCAAGAGUAUUCCAAUUCUAAGUAAUGAAAAGAUGUGCGGUGAAGACUACGACCGUGAUUUCCGCACUAUUCGUUUGAACACGGGAGAAGAAAUGCCAUAUGAACUUGGAGAUGCGUUGGAGAUCUUCCCACACAACGAUCAAGACAAGGUUGCCGAGUUCCUGCAUGAGUAUACCCAUGACUUUGAUGAGCGGACUGUUGUCAAGAUCCAUGAUUUCGGUAUUGAAGGCGAGGUUUCACUUGGUACCCUCUUCACAUAUGUCCUUGAUCUCUUUGGCAAGCCAUCCAAGCACUUUAUGCAACAGCUUGCAACCUUUGAAACAGAUGAGGAAGAGAAGAAGACCAUGCUCGAUAUUGGAUUCUUGGUCAAGGCAGGAAAAGAGGCAGGGCUCACAAUGGCAGAUGCGUUGAUUCGCUUCAAGAAGGCUCAUCCUCCACUCCCUGUUCUCUUGGCCAUCAUUCCAACCAUCAAACCUCGCGCCUAUUCCAUCGCGAGUGCUCCGUCGACUUCCAAGAACAUCACAGAGUUGUUGGUAUUGAUUGAUAGUUGGUGGUGUGAAGCAGGAACGCGAUACGGUUUGACAUGCGACAUGCUUCGCCAGAAACUUUGUGGCGAUCAUUUGUGGUGCCGCAUGAAGGCUGGAAGCAUGGAUCCUCCUGAACCGGGGCAACCCGUCCUCUGUGCUGGAAUCGGCAGUGGAUUGGCUCCCCACAUGGCCUUUCUUCGCGACAAAGUUCGUGCUGUCCAAAAUGGAGAGAAGGUCGGCAAGUUCUCUUUGUACUUUGGAAACCGCAAGAAGGCACACGAGUAUCUUUAUCAGGCCGAGCUUGAGGGCUAUGAGAAGAAGUACGAUUGGUUCACCCUACAUGCCGCUUUCAGCCGGGAUGACCCCAAGAAGAAGGUCUAUGUUCAAGACUUGGUAGGCAAGACCGAUGAUGCCCGUCUCUUGCUUCACGACACCCCGGAUGGUAUGAUGUAUGUCUGCGGAAAUCGAAACUUGCCCAAGCCAUUGCAGAAGGCGUUGGUCCAAAGCUUCUCCAAAUGGAGUGAAGAUCCAAAGGAAAUUGAGAAGGCUAACAACGCCAUGGAACAAAUGUACGUCAAGAACCGCAUUCAACAAGAGGUAUGGUAG
Messenger RNA from Cylindrotheca closterium, 5445 nucleotides. The record is from the annotation of a GenBank genome assembly. NCBI's taxonomy places the organism in Eukaryota, Bacillariophyta, Bacillariophyceae, Bacillariales, Bacillariaceae.